AUGGCAACCAUUUGGCAAUUGAUCGAGCAAAAGCUCAUCCAUUUGGGGGUUCUGAGAGCUUUGCUUCAGUCCAAGUUCCCCCAGCAUGCCUACUUGGGUCCUUUGCUUGCAUCCGGUCUCCGGGAUGCAUCUGCUGCCAGUGACCGUCUUGUCAAGGGCUCCGAGAUUCAAGAACCUAAAGAGGUUGUGGAAGAUACCAGGAUAGGUGAGUCAAGCUGCCUGGAGUUGCAACGAUACCAAUUCUCAUUCAUCUUUUACUUAGCAGUCAAUUCAGCAGAACUUCCGUUGGUGGUCAGCAAUCAGACACUUUUGGAAGACAAGAAAGAAGUUGAAAUUACCGUCACAGAAAUUGAACCCGAGGAAUCCGCCGAAGAGCCAACCCUUUCGCCUGCCGAUUCUCUCACACAGCUCGCCAAUGACAUUCUUCAAGUCAUCGAGGGCUACGGGCAGCAUCUGCCACCCAAGCAUGAUGAGGCCCCAGUAACUGGCUGGAUUGGUAAGUCCUUCUUCAUGGACAAAGUGAAGGACCAGCUCAGGAAGGGACAACCCAUUCACCUCAUUCUGCCCGCAUUUCCCUGGAAGAGCAUCAACAAAACUGACAAGGUCACUGGCGUCCUACCUGACUUGGGAGAAGAAUUAGCACUUUCUCGCCUGAACCAGCUAUGCGAAGAUAUCAAGCAGGUCUAUCCUCUUGGUGGUGAGGUUCACAUUGCGACUGAUGGACUGGUGUUCGAUGACGUGGUUGGAAUUUCGGAUGAUGACACAUGGGCGUAUGGCGAGGGUCUCCUCCAGCUGGCUGCGGAAAAGGGUUACGAGAAGAACAUAAAGUUGCUGCGGGUCAUGGACAUCCUCGGUUACACUGAUGGAAAGAUCUUGGACAAGGACCUCUACAUGUCUCUGGUACAGAAAUGCCGCGAUGAGCUCUUGGAGAGCUAUGGACGUACAGAGGAAGAAGUCCGAACAAUGAUGCGCGAAGAUCCCGAUACGCUGCUCACCUACUGUGGCUUUAUCCGUUUCCUUGAAACAGAUCUGAGGCACAGCGCGGUAGCACAAGAUGCCACCAGUGGCCACAAGUUCCGCAAAUGCGUCAAGAAGGUUGCGAUCAAUAUGAUGAUCCGGGCAGAGUCAUUCACCAAGCUCCUUCAAGCAAGAAAGCCGGACCAUGUCCGGCUGUCCAUUCAUCCAUCAACCGGUUCCGUCAAAUUGUCUGUUCCCCUGAUCAUCCAAGGUAGUGGUGCCUUCCCCAAGUCGCCCUGGCACAGCAGCAUUGCGCUUUCCCUCGAAGGACUCUACAGCACUGUCCACUCCAAGAGCGUCUGUGAAACACACAACCUGAUGUACAAGGACGGAAGAGCAUACUACUACCGGGAGAAGUCCGAUCUUUGGGAUUGGGACGACGAGGACGUUGUUUUUGAGCCUCAAUACCCCAACCGCAUGCUCGUCCACCCCCGAGCAGGCACCGAGAGCACAAAGGUGCUCACCAAGGUCCAGUUGGAAACUCUGGAGAAAUUGAGAGCAGUCCACAAGGGGCCAGUCAUGGUGACGGGCUUUGAGAACUCAGCAGCGAUUUCUGCUAACCUGUGA
Penicillium olsonii is the source of this 1584-nucleotide messenger RNA. NCBI's taxonomy places the organism in Eukaryota, Fungi, Ascomycota, Eurotiomycetes, Eurotiales, Aspergillaceae. The record is from the annotation of a GenBank genome assembly.